UGCAAUCAUCAUGAACAGGCAGGGGGCUGCGCAGCACAUGGGGGUUUUACCCAAAAUGUAUAGGACUCCACUCAGCGUAUAUGGGGGUGCCGGAGGCGGCAACACCCGCAUCUCGAUGCCCAGACAAGUGGAGAACUAUUUGAACAUUGUCACUGGCAAGGAGCUGCUCAUUGCCAAUGAGAAGAUGACCAUGCAGAACCUAAAUGACCGCCUGGCGAGCUACCUAGAGAAAGUGAGUUCCCUGGAGCAGUCCAACUUCGUGCUGGAGAAGCAGAUCAAGCAGUGGUACGAGGCACACACCUCCACCUCCAGCAAGGACUACAGCGCCUACUACAAGCAAAUCAACGAGCUGCAAGCCCAGAUUAAAGAGAACCUGCUGCAAAAUACCCGAUUAUUUCUGAACAUUGAUAAUACUAGGCUGGCUAGUGAUGACUUCAAGAUGAAGUUUGAAACAGAGAGAAGGUUUUGCCUAGUCGUGGAGUCUGACCUUGAACGCCUGCAUAAGGUCUUGGAUGGUCUAACCCUGGGAAAGACAGACUUGGAGCUGCAAAUUGAAGAACUGAGUAAGGACUUGGUUGUCCUCAAAAAAGAACAUGAAGAGGAAGUGGCUGCUCUCCGCAGGCAGCUGGGCACCACUGUCAAUGUGGAGGUGGAUGCCACUCCUGGCCAGAACCUCAUUGCCAUCAUAACUGAAAUGAGGAAGAAAUAUGAAGUCAUGGCCCAGGAGAGCGUUCAGAAGCUUAAGGACCACUAUGAUAAACAGAUUUCCACAGUGCAGGAAGAAGUUUCAGUGAGCACUGGAGGCAUUAAAGAAAGCGAGGAUCAAUUAAGGAUGCUGAGACAGAACUACCAGACCCUGGAGAUCGACUGUCAGUCUCACCGCAGUGUGAAAGAAUCUUUGGAACGUACACUAGAGGAGACCAAAGCUCGCUACUUUAACAGGUUGGCCAGAAUAAAAGAGGAGCUAAGCUCCCUAAAGAGCCAGCUGAAGACCAUCCGGGAUGAGGCAGAACACCACACGACAGAGUAUAACGUUCUCCUUGACUUAAAGAUGCGGCUGGAGCAGGAAAUCGCCACUUACCGCCGCCUUCUGGAAGGGGAAGAUAUAGAUGCAACUGUGGCGUUAACAGCCCUGGAAAACAAAGAAACGAAGGUAACCAAGAAGAUUAAGAUGGUCAUGGAAGAAAUGGUGGAUGGCAAGGUUGUGUCGUCUCAAGUCAAAGAAAUGGAAGAAAACAUCUAA
Messenger RNA from Condylura cristata (star-nosed mole), 1243 nucleotides. RefSeq names its product keratin 20, type I (gene KRT20). Gene Ontology annotation, molecular function: structural molecule activity. NCBI's taxonomy places the organism in Eukaryota, Metazoa, Chordata, Mammalia, Eulipotyphla, Talpidae. Bases 11 to 1243 code for a protein of 410 amino acids. The record is from RefSeq and is a predicted model, not a curated record. The transcript has 8 exons.